Drosophila albomicans is the source of this 1827-nucleotide messenger RNA. It is a transcript of the gene Usp12-46, whose product is annotated as ubiquitin carboxyl-terminal hydrolase 12. Gene Ontology annotation, biological process: protein deubiquitination. The transcript is spliced from 2 exons. Gene Ontology annotation, molecular function: cysteine-type endopeptidase activity; cysteine-type deubiquitinase activity. The record is from RefSeq and is a predicted model, not a curated record. The coding region runs from base 393 to 1661 and encodes 422 amino acids. NCBI's taxonomy places the organism in Eukaryota, Metazoa, Arthropoda, Insecta, Diptera, Drosophilidae. Gene Ontology annotation, cellular component: nucleus; cytosol.
AAACCAAGAGGAAUUUUCUGGACAAGAGCACAACAAAAGGAAACUUUGCAAACGACAAAUAGAAAAGUGUUUUGCGCAUCUGUCAACCCAAUAAUUCAGAAUCUCUAUAGAAAAUCCAAAAACAUAAGUACAGAAAGCAAAAGAUUAAGCAAGAAGAGCGAAUCGCUCCUCCUAUGAUACUUGUCGAUUGAGUCAUAUCUCGGUAAAUCGUAGAACUAUCAAUACAACUAGUACUACUACUACUACUACUACCAACCACCAAGCAACCACAACCGUUCACAACCACCAACCACUCUACUUCUCGUACUCUGCCUAUAACAACUAUCGACACUAAGCCAUACACGGUGUGGGGCUUUCUGUACCGCUGUGCCGCGGCAGCCCCUGUAGCUACCAUGGGCGCCAACGUCUCGCAGCUGGAGCGCGAAAUUGGCUCCGAUCUGUUUCCGCCGAAUGAGCAUUACUUUGGGCUGGUUAACUUUGGGAACACGUGCUACAGCAACUCGGUGCUACAGGCCCUCUACUUCUGCAAGCCCUUUCGCGAGAAAGUGCUCGAAUACAAGGCCAAGAACAAGCGGCCCAAAGAGACGCUGUUGUCGUGCCUCGCCGAUCUCUUCUACAGCAUUGCCACGCAAAAGAAGAAAGUUGGCUCAAUCGCGCCCAAGAAGUUCAUAACGCGAUUACGAAAAGAGAAGGAGGAGUUUGACAAUUACAUGCAACAGGAUGCCCACGAAUUUCUCAACUUUCUGAUCAAUCACAUCAAUGAGAUCAUACUGGCCGAGCGUACAGGAAAGGCGGCAAAUGGCGGAACAGCAGCUGCAGCAGGAAAUAGCAGCAAUACCAACGCUGCCACCACAACGAAAUCCAAUUCGAAUUCCAAUUCAUCGCAUUCAACAUCAACCUCGACCUCGAAUUCGACAGCCACCAAUGGAAAUUGCAGCAACUCGACCGGCUCAUUGAGUGCCACCACAAGUGUCCUCGAUGGCAAUGGCAGCCUUACAGCCACAACCACGCCAAUAACCCAAACUAAUGGCGCUAACACAGAACCGACCUGGGUGCAUGAGAUCUUCCAGGGAAUUCUGACAUCGGAGACACGUUGCCUCAACUGUGAGACUGUGAGCAGCAAGGAUGAGAACUUCUUUGAUCUACAGGUGGAUGUGGAUCAGAAUACCUCGAUUACGCAUUGCUUGCGUUGCUUCAGCAACACUGAGACGCUCUGUUCGGACAACAAAUUCAAGUGUGACAAUUGUUGCAGCUACCAGGAGGCACAGAAGCGCAUGCGCGUGAAGAAGUUGCCCAUGAUCUUGGCCCUGCAUUUGAAGCGAUUCAAGUAUAUGGAGCAAUUCAAUCGUCACAUCAAGGUGUCGCAUCGCGUUGUCUUUCCGUUGGAAUUGCGGCUCUUUAACACCUCCGAUGAUGCCGUGAAUCCGGAUCGUCUGUAUGAUCUGACCGCCGUAGUUAUUCACUGUGGAUCGGGACCGAAUCGCGGUCAUUAUAUUAGCAUUGUAAAGAGCCAUGGACUGUGGCUGCUGUUCGAUGAUGAUAUGGUCGAUAAAAUUGAGGCAUCGACCAUCGAGGAUUUCUAUGGCCUUACCUCGGACAUACACAAGUCAUCGGAGACGGGCUAUAUACUGUUUUAUCAGUCGCGCGAUUGCGCCGCAUAGAAAGGAAUCUUUUGCUCCCCAUAGGUUUUUAAUUUUUAAAGAUUUUUUUAUAAGUUCUCAAUAUUGUUUGUCAUGUUUCCUAUACAAUUUAACGCAAAAAAUGUUAUGUUAAGCUAAUCAUUUUACGACUAUUACUAUUCAAUAAUAAAUAACGACUAUGAGAAAA